AUGAUCAUUAAGGUUGAACAAAUUGAAAUUAAAAAACGAGAAAAAAUUGGUGUUGGAGGAAAUGGCUAAGUUUAUCUAGGAGAAACAACAGACGGCAAUUUUGUAGCGAUAAAAGAGCAAAUGAAAAUAAGUGAUCACGAAUAUAAGAUCUUGUAGGCUCUCAAAGGAAAAAAAUGUGAACAUAUAAUUUACGUGCAUGCUUUUGAAGAGUAAAAAAACGGAAUUUUCACAAUUAUGGAACUUGCAAAAAGUUUUGAUAUAAAGAAUAUGUCUGAUAAGAGGGGAAUUUGCUUGUAAGUAAAUAACUUUCAAUAUUUUUUUAGAUGGCAAAAGGAGUUUCUGAAUUGCACUAAUUAGGAUUUUUUCAUAGAGAUUUAAAACCUGAUAAUUUUGUAAUCGGCAAAGAUGAUAAAAUCAAAUUAAUCGAUUUUGGAACCACAAAAUAAAUUGCAGAAGAAAUUCAUACAAAUUCUACUGGAACGUAUAUAUAUAUGGCCCCAGAAAUGAUUAUCACCAAUGCUUAUGAUUCAUCCGUUGACAUUUGGUCUUUGGGUGUGAUCUUUUAUGAGGUUAUUACUAAUGAAAAAUUUUUUGGUAAAUAUGAUACAGAUUAUUUAACAUAUAGAGCGAUAACCUAAAUAAGUCAAUAACAAAUAAAUAAUAAAAUAAGAGAAAAAUUAGUAAAUUAAUAGUUAAAUACAUUAUUAUAAAAAAUGAUUGUUCAAUAUUUGGAUGGAGAAGAAAAAAUUAUAUAAUAAAAAAAAAGAAUUGGAAUAGAUGAAGUAAUUAAUGAACUAGAAAAAUAAAAAUAUUUUAAAUAACAUUAAUAACAAAUGGAAGAUUUGUAUGAGAUUUUAGCUUCCUUCAAACCAAUUGAUAGAAGAACAUUCAAUAUGAUAUUUGAAGCAUUAAUGGAUAUAUAACAUAAAGAAAAUCUAAUAAACUAAAUAUCAAAAGAUGAUAGGAUUAUUUAAUUUUUAAAAUCUAUAGUUAGCCUUACAGCUUUAAAUAAUAAAUUCAUAGAAUUAGGAUCUAAAUCACUCAAUUUAUUAGUCGAGAUAAAGGUUGAUCUGACAAACUAAAGCUUAGAAAACAUUAAGAUAAAGAAUACAUCUUUAAUCGGAGCUAAUUUUGUCAGAUGUAAUUUGAGUGGAUCAGAAUUUGAUAAUGUAGAUAUAAGCGGGAUGAAUUUGAAUGAAGCUUAAUUAUUUAACUGUAGAUGGAAAAACAUAAAAAUAGAUGAAUAACAUAAAUUGGAUGGUCAUAGUGGAAAUGUAAGUUCAGUCUGCUUUUCUCCUGAUGGUACUAAAUUAGCAUCUGGGAGUUGGGAUAAUACUAUUCGAUUGUAAGAUGUUAAGACAGGAAAAUAAAAAGUCAUAUUCCAUGGUAAUACUAGUUAUGUCCUAUCAGUAUGCUUUUCUCCUGAUGGUUCUACAUUAGCAUCUGGUGGCACGAAUAACUCUAUUAACUUUUGGAAUAUUUAGACAGGAAAUUAAAAGGCACAACUAAAUGGUCAUAAUGGUUUGGUCUAUUCAGUGUGCUUUUCCCCUAAUGGUUAAACAUUAGCAUCUGGUAGUGGAGAUAAUUCAAUUCGGCUAUGGGAUGUUAAGACAGGAUAAUAAAAGGCAUAAUUAAAUGGUCAUUCUAAAGAUGUUUUAUCAGUAUGCUUUUCCCCUAAUGGUACUAAAUUAGCAUCUGGUAGUAAAGAUUAUUCAAUUAUGUUAUGGGAUGUUAAGGAAAGUGUAUCUUUAUAUUAGGUAUUUGUACUAUAUAUUCUGAUAUGGGCUUUUAUUUAUUCACACUUCAUAAUAGUUAUGUUAACUGUAGUAUUCUUUAUCUGGUUAAAUCAGAAGAUGAAAAAAUCAAUAUUGUAAGGUCAUAGUGGAAAUGUCAAUUCAGUAUGCUUCUCUCCUGACGGUACUAUAUUAGCAUCGUGUAGUGAUGAUAAAUCCAUCAGGUUAUGGAAUGUUUAGACAGGAUAAUAAAAUGCAUUAUUAAAUGGUCAUAGUGAUUAUGUAAGAUCAGUGUGCUUUUCCCCUGACGGUACAACGUUAGCAUCUAGUAGUGAUGAUAAUUCAAUCAGGUUAUGGGAUGUUAGGACAGGAUAAUAAAAAGCAGAAAUAAAUGGUCAUAGUGAUUAUGUCAGAUCAGUAUGCUUUUCUCCUGACGGCUCUUCAUUAGCAUCUAGUAGUGAUGAUAAUUCCAUCAGGUUAUGGGAUGUUCGCCUUUCAAAUAGCAGUAUUUAUUUUUAUGACUUAGUCUCUUCUAAUAUUAAUCUUCUUCUCAUAUCCCAAUAGCCAAUAUUUUAAGCUUAAGGUGCUUUAAUUCUUAAAGGAUAAUUUGAAAAUAAUUAAGGUGUAGAUUUAUUUUCAUUUUUACAAUCUAAAGGGAGUAUUAUUUUGGAAGACGAAAUUUAAAAUUAAAAUUGA
This is a messenger RNA of Paramecium pentaurelia, 2429 nucleotides long. The record is from the annotation of a GenBank genome assembly. Lineage: Eukaryota; Ciliophora; Oligohymenophorea; Peniculida; Parameciidae.